Cannabis sativa is the source of this 776-nucleotide messenger RNA. RefSeq names its product sm-like protein LSM2. The record is from RefSeq and is a predicted model, not a curated record. Gene Ontology annotation, biological process: mRNA splicing, via spliceosome. Lineage: Eukaryota; Viridiplantae; Streptophyta; Magnoliopsida; Rosales; Cannabaceae. The transcript is spliced from 3 exons. Bases 198 to 479 code for a protein of 93 amino acids. Gene Ontology annotation, molecular function: RNA binding. Gene Ontology annotation, cellular component: Lsm1-7-Pat1 complex; U6 snRNP; P-body.
AAAAAGUAGAAUCUCAGCUUACGAGUGAUUAGGCUUACGCAAUUCGCUCGAGUGAAAAAGAGGAGAGAGAGAGAGAGGCAGAUUUGAGGUCAGGACUGAGUGAGGAGGAGGACGAGACGAGACCUUCUUUUCUUUUUCUCUUUUAUUCCUAAUUUCCCUCCAAACCAAAUCACCAAUCCCUAAUAUCAAUUACAAAUAUGUUGUUCUUCUCCUACUUUAAGGAGUUGGUGGGUAGAGAAGUCACUGUGGAGCUCAAGAACGAUCUCGCCAUUAAAGGAACUCUUCACUCAGUCGAUCAGUACCUUAACAUCAAGCUCGAGAACACUAGGGUUGUCGAUCAAGACAAGUACCCUCACAUGCUUUCGGUGAGGAAUUGUUUCAUUAGAGGUUCAGUUGUGAGAUAUGUUCAACUACCCCCUGAAGGAGUUGAUGUCGAAUUACUUCAUGAUGCCACCAGAAGGGAAGCACGAGGCGGCUAAACCUCAAUGAUAAUUCAGUUUAGACUCUGUUUGUCAGACCUUUGUAGGGUUAAGCAUAUUUUUGGAAAAUUGAACUCAAAAACUAGAACUUCUCGAUAUAUAUGUUAUUUUUAUCUCAAUCAUUUCUUGUAUUUAACUGUGAGUAACUACCUUGAUGACCAGAGUGGUUCUUCCUUUUUGACUGCUUCCUACCCUACUUCAUAACUGGGAAUGUGUCAUUGCAGUUUUGAUGCUCUGUCACGUGUACGGUGAUCGCAUCACCAAUUGAUCAAUAUGACUCACUUUUUUACCUCUCUA